This is a messenger RNA of Grammomys surdaster, 3345 nucleotides long. It is a transcript of the gene Qsox1, whose product is annotated as quiescin sulfhydryl oxidase 1. The record is from RefSeq and is a predicted model, not a curated record. Bases 103 to 2337 code for a protein of 744 amino acids. Gene Ontology annotation, biological process: protein folding. The transcript is spliced from 12 exons. Lineage: Eukaryota; Metazoa; Chordata; Mammalia; Rodentia; Muridae. Gene Ontology annotation, molecular function: protein disulfide isomerase activity; flavin-dependent sulfhydryl oxidase activity. Gene Ontology annotation, cellular component: Golgi membrane.
CCUCGUAGCUCCUCCUCGCGGGCGGAGGCUGGAAGUGCGCAGCAGCCUCCGGGUACCGACUAGUCACAAACUUGAGCGAGGUGGACAUUCAAGCCGCCUAGGAUGAGGGGGUGCGGCCGCCACUCGGGGCCGCCGUCGCUGCUACUGUUGCUGCUCCCGCCACUGCUGCUCUUGGUGCCCGGCGCUUACGCGGCCCGGCUCUCAGUGCUCUACUCGUCCUCUGACCCGCUGACGCUGCUGGAUGCGGAUACCGUGCGUCCGACUGUGUUCGGCUCCAGUAGCGCCUGGGUGGUGGAGUUCUUCGCCUCCUGGUGUGGCCACUGCAUCGCCUUCGCUCCGACGUGGAAGGAGCUUGCUAACGACGUGAAAGACUGGAGGCCAGCACUCAAUCUUGCUGUCCUGGACUGUGCUGAUGAGACGAAUAGUGCUGUCUGCAGAGAGUUCAACAUCGCCGGCUUCCCAACUGUGAGGUUUUUUAAGGCCUUUUCCAAGAAUGGCACCGGAACAGCAUUACCAGCUGCUGGCGCUAACGUGCAGACGCUGCGUAUGAGGCUCAUUGAUGCUCUGGAGUCCCACCGUGACACGUGGCCCCUAGCCUGUCCGCCUCUGGAGCCUGCCAAGCUGAAGGAUAUCAAUGAAUUCUUCACAAGAAAUAAGGCAGAGUACUUGGCCUUGGUCUUUGAAAGGGAAGACUCCUACCUGGGUAGAGAGGUAACUCUGGACCUGUCCCAGUACCACGCUGUGGCAGUGCGCAGGGUCUUGAAUACGGAGAGCGACGUGGUGAGCAAGUUUGGAGUCACUGACUUUCCAUCUUGCUACCUGCUGCUGCGGAAUGGCUCUGUCUCCCGAGUGCCUGUGCUGGUGGAGUCCAGGUCUUUCUAUACAUCCUACCUGCGGGGGCUGCCUGGACUGUCCAGGGAUGCUUCCCCGACCACAGCUACACCAGUCACUGCUAAUACGAUCCCACCCACAGCAUGGAAGUUUGCAGACCGCUCCAAGAUCUACAUGGCCGACCUGGAGUCUGCACUGCACUACAUCUUGCGUGUAGAAGUGGGAAAGUUCUCAGUUCUCGAGGGACAGCGCCUGAUGGCCCUGAAAAAGUUUGUGGCAGUAUUGGCCAAGUACUUCCCUGGCCAGCCUUUGGUCCAGAACUUCUUGCACUCCAUAAAUGACUGGCUUCAAAAGCAGCAGAAAAAGAAGAUCCCCUAUAGUUUCUUCAAAGCUGCUCUGGACAGCAGGAAGGAGGACUCCGUCCUUACUGAGAAGGUGAAUUGGGUUGGCUGCCAGGGCAGUCAGCUACAUUUCCGGGGAUUUCCCUGCUCCCUGUGGGUCCUCUUCCACUUCCUGACUGUGCAGGCAAACCGAUAUAGUGAGGCCCACCCACAAGAACCAGCCGACGGCCAGGAGGUCCUCCAGGCCAUGAGGGGCUACGUUCAGUUCUUCUUUGGCUGCCGUGACUGUGCUAACCAUUUUGAGCAGAUGGCUGCUGCAUCCAUGCACCAUGUGAGAAGUCCCAGUAAUGCAGUUCUCUGGCUUUGGACUAGCCACAACAGGGUUAACGCUCGUCUCUCAGGUGCUCUGAGUGAGGACCCCCACUUCCCCAAGGUGCAGUGGCCUCCCCGUGAGCUGUGUUCUGCCUGCCAUAAUGAGCUGAACGGACAGGUGCCUUUGUGGGACCUCGGUGCCACCCUCAACUUUCUCAAGGCUCACUUCUCCCCAGCAAACAUCGUCAUAGACUCUCCUGCAGCUGGAGCAGCAGCCCCGAGGGGCACCCAGAAUCCCAAGCUGGUAAUGGAUACAUUAAAACUGGAGACCAGAAAUUCAGUGCGGGGCCAUGAGCAGGCUGCUUCUGCAGAGUCCCCUGGAGCCACUGCCUUAGAUGUCCCAGCUGAGAAGCCUGAAGCCAGUGGUCCCCAAGAACUAUACACAGGCCUCAGAAUGGGUGGAGCUUCUCCAGGGCGGGGCUCUCCUGAGCACGUGGAAGAGCUUCAGAGGGAUGUGCAGGAGAAUGCCCAGGGUCAGCAACACGUGAGCAAGAGAGACACUGAAGCUUUAUCACUGCCUGAGGUGAACCACCUCCAAGGCCCUUUAGAGCUCAGGCGAGGGCGCCGCAGCCCCAAGCAGCUAGCCAGCGUACUUGAAGGGGAGCCAGAGUCCCUGGCUGUACAGGGCCAGGGCCAGUGGCUAGAGGUUCUGGGAGGGGGGGUUUCCCACCUAGACGUUAGCCUGUGUGUGGGGCUCUACUCUGUGUCCUUCAUGGGCUUACUGGCCAUGUACAGCUACUUCCGGGCCAGGAUGAGAACCCCAAAGGGCCAUGCUAGUUACCCCACAGCCUGAGCAGCCCGGCAGAGGACAGAAAAGGGAGCUGCAGUCUACGGGCUUUUUUUGACACUGGCCCCCUUGCUUCCUUUCUCCUCCUUCCUUGUUCCAUUGUCUAGCUUAGGAGAGUGGCAAGUCCCCAAAAGUGAGUUGUUCCUGGGGAACCCUGCAGUCCACUGGGAGAGGAUUCCAUAGACAAAACAAACAGGGUGCCAGUGUUACCUGGCCAGCAUGGGGUAGGAGCAGCCUGACACAGAGGCUCGGGGCUUCUGGGAGACUCAGGCUCAGGCCCUGGCUUCAGCACCAAAUUCUGUUUUUCAGCUUUUGUGAAGUCCUGCCCAUUCCUGCUGAAGUCUCAAUGUUUCCUGCUUGGUCUUGGCCUUAAAUUGAGGCAAACAAGUCCAGAGCUUUCGAGGUUUCUCAUCCAGAGGAGAGUAUUUGGGGCAGAGUGGGCAGGAGUGGACCUCCUCACUGCAUUCUGAGGCUGUCCGCUUCCCUCCCUCUCGACAUGAAGAAAAUGCAUCCCUUCUGGCCUUCCCUGGCCUACCCAGCUUCAGCACCUCAGGUGUGGGUGGGGUUUAAGCUACAAGAAUGGGUCUGGGAUCCUCAGGAAAGGAUUCUGGUCACCCAGGUUCAAACUGGGGUUUCUGCUGCAAGAGUGUACUUUGAGGUUGGUGUAGUUUGGCAGUCUGGGAGGGUAACAGUUGCUGGACUGUGGGGGGCAGUGCUUGCUUGGUGGUAGGGGCAAGGGGGUGGGUGGUGCUGGGGUCUGUAGUGCCUUUUAGUCCUAAGCUAGCUGUGAGAGGGCAGACUCCUCCGAGCUGGGCGCUUGUCUCUUACUUAGGUCUUUAAAAUCAAUGCUAACUGUGGUGGGGAGGCGCUGGGUUGAGGGCAGUGAGUGGAGUGUGCUCUCUCCUGGUUGGUUCCACUGCAGGCAGGAGGGGUGGAGAGACCAGCUCACGGGCUUCAUUCUCCUGCUCCUACUGCUUGGGAGGAUGUGGAAUAAAAUUAUUUUUGUUAAGUCAC